AUGGACGCAACAGAACUUAAGAACAGGGGCAACCAGGAGUUUUCUUCGGGUCGCUAUAAGGAGGCUGCCGAGUUUUUCAGUCAGGCGAUUAACCUGGACCCCUCUAACCAUGUGUUAUACAGCAAUCGAUCUGCUUGCCAUGCAGCCCUUCAUCAGUAUCCAAAUGCGUUGCAGGAUGCCGAGAAAUGUGUUUCCAUUAAGCCAGAUUGGGUGAAAGGCUACGUGAGAAAAGGCGCUGCCCUGCACGGCCUUCGGCGCUACGAAGAAGCUGCUGCUGCGUACAACAAGGGGCUUUCUCUUGAUCCGUCAAGCGCUGCAUGUACCGAGGGUAUUGCUGCUGUGGAGAAGGAUAAAGUUGCUUCGAGAAUGCAAAAUCCUUUUGCGAAUGUAUUUGGUCCUGACGCCAUCGGGAAAAUACAGGCCCAUCCAAAGCUUUCACUUUUCCUUUUGCAGCCGGAUUACGUUCGUAUGAUUGACGAAGUUAUGAAAGAUCCUUCUUCAGUACAAAAAUACCUUAAGGAUCAACGUUUCAUGGCAACAUUUAUGGUACUGAGUGGCUUGGAACUCCCAGAGGAUGAGGAUGAAGAAGAGGAAAAGGUGAGGCGACAACAACAAAAGCAGAAGGAGAAGGAAAUGAGGGAAGAACAGGAGAAGAAGAGGGCCGCUGCCACUGAACUUUCAUCAGAAGCAAAGGAAGCAUUGCGUAAAAAGGAGGAAGGGAAUGCGUUGUACAAGCAAAGAAAAUUUGAUGAGGCCUUACAGAAAUAUCAGGAAGCCCUUGCUAAGGACAGUACGAAUACCGUUUACCUUCUUAAUAUCACUGCGGUUAUUUUCGAAAAGGGUGAAUAUGCAGCGUGCGUAGAGAAGUGUGAGGAGGCUCUGGAGCAUGGCCGCGAGAAUCGUUGUGACUACACUGUGCUGGCUAAACUUAUGACACGUGAGGCAUUGUGUUUGCAGAGACUAAAGCGUUUCGAUGAGGCUAUUGCUUUGUUUAAGAAAGCGUUGGUGGAGCACCGUAACGCUGACACCCUCGCCAAGUUGACUGCUUGUGAGAAAGAGAAGGAAAAGUUUGAAAUUGAGGCAUACUUGGACCCUGAGAUAGCGCUACAGAAGAAGGAAGAGGGAAAUACGUUCUUCAAGUCUGACAAGUUUCCUGAGGCUGUGGAGGCGUACACGGAGGCCAUUAAGCGUAAUCCAGACGAGCACACGACGUACAGCAAUCGCGCCGCGGCAUACUUGAAACUUGGGGCGUACAGCCAGGCUCUCGCAGAUGCUGAGAAGUGCAUCAGUCUUAAACCGGAAUUUGUCAAGGCACAUGCCAGAAGGGGUCAUGCUUUCUUCUGGACGAAGCAGUACAACAAAGCUCUACAGGCGUAUGACGAAGGCCUCAAACAUGAUAAGGAGAAUGCGGAGUGUAAGGAAGGACGCAUGCGGACUCUGAUGAAGAUUCAGGAGAUGGCUACUGGCAACUCUGCCGACGGAGAUGAAGUGGCAAAACGCGCCAUGGCAGAUCCAGAGGUUGCUGCUAUCAUGCAGGACAGCUAUAUGCAGUUGGUACUGGGUGAGAUGCAGCGGGACCCCUCACGCGUCCAAGAAUACAUGCGGGAUCCGACGAUUGCCGCAAAGAUCAACACCCUUAUUUCUGCUGGAAUCAUUCGUUUUGGAAAGUAA
This is a messenger RNA of Trypanosoma cruzi, 1671 nucleotides long. RefSeq names its product stress-induced protein sti1, putative. The record is from RefSeq and is a predicted model, not a curated record. Gene Ontology annotation, molecular function: Hsp90 protein binding. Bases 1 to 1671 code for a protein of 556 amino acids. The transcript has a single exon. Lineage: Eukaryota; Euglenozoa; Kinetoplastea; Trypanosomatida; Trypanosomatidae.